ACUCUUCUUCUCAGCAAGAUCAUGGUUAGCAUGGCGCAGGGAAGCGAUGUACAAAUUCCCCGUCCAACUUGGGAACCUUUCGUUUCUCGAAUGGAAUGAAAUUCAUGACUAUGAUCAAAAUCAAUCGAUUAGCCCACUAUACCGAACUCCAUCCCCCUCCCAUCUUCGUGUAUGAAGUGAACCGACAUGCUCGCCGUGUGGAUAUCUCGCAUGUAAAGCCCGAACAGCUAGGAAAUGUAGCGAGUGUGUGCAUCCAUCAAUCUUCUUCCUUUCGUAUUUCUCGACCGCGCACGCAUGACUUGCUCAGCAGCAGCAGUCGAAGCAGUCCAAACAGCACUCGCACGUCUCACCGCACAGCCAACAACAACACAGUGUCGCCAAACAAGCAGCCAGACAACCGCGAUCCUUCUUCUCCUCCUGCGGCGGCGGCGGGGGGCCUUGCUGGUAAUACAUCUGCUGCGGCGGCGGCGGCGGCUGGGCGUAGUAACCCUGGUUUGGCUGCUGGUAUGACAUUUUCUGUGCGUUGUCUGUUUCGAGAACGGGUGUCGUUGUAUUAAGCUCUCGUGGCUGAGGGCGUAUGGCUGGUGGGUUGAGGCGUAGAGAGUGGCAGGUACGAAGCUGUGGCAGGAGCUGUGGCAGGAGCUGUGGCAGGUGGUGUGGCAGAGGGAAGGGUCUAUAAGGCCGUGC
Molecule: messenger RNA, 687 nt
Organism: Macroventuria anomochaeta
Lineage: Eukaryota; Fungi; Ascomycota; Dothideomycetes; Pleosporales; Didymellaceae
Exons: 3
Coding region: 96-557 (153 amino acids)
Source: RefSeq, a predicted model, not a curated record